This is a messenger RNA of Limulus polyphemus (Atlantic horseshoe crab), 2223 nucleotides long. RefSeq lists its product as uncharacterized. The record is from RefSeq and is a predicted model, not a curated record. Gene Ontology annotation, molecular function: potassium ion leak channel activity. The annotation marks the transcript as partial. NCBI's taxonomy places the organism in Eukaryota, Metazoa, Arthropoda, Merostomata, Xiphosura, Limulidae. Gene Ontology annotation, cellular component: membrane. Gene Ontology annotation, biological process: stabilization of membrane potential; potassium ion transmembrane transport. The transcript has 2 exons.
AUUUUGGGCCGCCAGUGGCUCAGAGGUUAUGGCAACAUUGCUCCAAAGACCCCAUGGGGAAAGCUGGUUACCCUCCUUUACGCCAUCGUGGGUAUUCCGCUGAUGUUGUUAUGCCUGUCCAACAUCGGAGACGCCAUGGCCCACUCCUUCAAGUUCAUCUAUUGGAAAGUGUGUUGCUAUCUCUGCAUCAAGCCACAGAAGAAGUCUCGAUCAUCCUUCCGACAUGGUAGAUCAUCCUUCCGACAUGGAAGUCGUUAUUUGUCGGGCCGGAGUCCGCCUAGAGAUAUUAAUAAAGCCACCCAGGAAAUUCAUCUGGACACACUCAGUCGGAGCAGCUACUACACCGCCCAGGGUACCAUUAUGUCCGAUAGUGACUCCCGCAGCCCCACAUCCCCGUUUAGCUCCCCCACUAUUCCCGCAUCUCCGUCGUCUGUGACUCCAGGAUCUCCUCAGUACUCGGCUCCUAAAAAAGUCAGCUCAGCACAGAGAGCACUAUACCCGGAUCAACUGAAUCCUGACCGGAUCCCUGUAAUUUCCAACAAAUACGUUCUUCAUAGUGGGGAAGAUAUACCAGUUGACCUCGCUCACCCUUCCAUGGGGCAUCUGGAUCCCUCUUAUUAUAACCUUCCCCAGGGAAAGCUGCAUCGGCUAGAACAGUGUAAUUGGGGAAGCCGUCGCCAGGAAGACAUGCUAGACUUUGACGUGGAUGAUGAAGAAGAAGACGAGUCUGGCUCUGAAGAAAGCAGAGAUGAAGAAGAAGUGAGUGUGCCUAUCUGGUUGUGUUCUGCCAUUGUUAUUGGAUACAUCUGUGGUGGUGCUUUUCUCUUCACGAUCUGGGAAGAUUGGAAUUUUUUGGACAGUUCCUACUUCUGCUUCAUUACUUUAACGACAAUCGGAUUUGGAGAUCUAGUUCCUGGGACAGCAGUGCUCUCUGAAGAUGCCCAACUGACGUUAGGCUUGUGCGCCCUCUAUUUGCUGUUCGGUAUGGCGCUCUUAGCAAUGUCCUUCAACUUGGUUCAGGAGGAAUUCACAAAGUCUGUCAAGUGUAUUGGUCGGAGGAUCGGGAUACUUUCAGACGACGAGGACGACAAUUGAAACACCACAGACCGGUAGACAACCACCUAUAUAUCCUAGAGGCACUGUAGCGUCUUCCCGAGGUCUUACUCUAGUCUCCUGACUUACUAAAGGUAAUAGCGUCCCCUGUCAGCCUGUAAAAAAGAUUGAAUCUGACAUCUAUGUAUGUGAGACGUGAAGAAUGGGAAAACAUGGCUAGACCAAUUUUUCUGAUUUCACAAGUCAGCUGUCAGACGGGUCAAGUUUACAUAAAGUGGAGGAACGCCAGUUUCUUUAAGUAAACCUAUCCAUCUUGAACUAAGACAACGAAAGGUAACGAUCACACCAUUUAGUGCUAUAACCAUGGUAACAUGAUUUCGAGAAAGUCCAGCUGCUAAAAGCAACUCCUCAACGGGAAGUGUUUGAUAGUUUAGUAUGUUGUUAAAAACAACAACAAAAAAUGUCCAAGAAAAAAGUUGAUGUGGAAUUUACGAGUUUUAUUCUUUAAGUAAUAAUAAUUAUCACUAAAGAGUUCAAAGAGAAAUCACCAACGUUUGUAUAUGUGAUACUAUAGGUUAUAGUAAAAAUAUUAACAGUCUCUUUAAAGGCUGGAGUUAAUCAAUCUCGAAGAUAACCCGUAUAGUAACGUUAGUAUGUAAUGUGAUAUAACAUAUAUCAUUUCACGUUAGUUCACUAAAUAAUAUGAAAAACUAGUUCUUGUUUCCAAGCAACAUUUGUAUGUGAUUCGAUGUAACACAAACCUUGCCUCAUUAUUUCCAUAAAUAAUAUUAAAAAAACUUGGUUUCGUUUCCAAGCAACAAUAGUAUGUGGUCUGAUAUAACAUAAAUAUUUCAUCAUUAUUUCAUUAAAUAAUGUUCAACUGAUUUUUGUUUCCAAGCAACAAUAGUAUGUGAUCGAAUAUAACACAAAUCUUUCAUAAUUAUUUCAAUAAAUAAUGUUCAACUGAUUUUUGUUUCCAAGCAACAACAAUAUGUGGUCUGAUAUAACACAAAUCUUUCAUCAUUAUUUCAAUAAAUAAUGUUCAACUGAUGUUUCCAAGCAACAACAGUAUGUGGUCUGAUAUAACACAAAUCUUUCAUCAUUAUUUCAAUAAAUAAUGUUCAACUGAUUUUUGUUUCCAAGCAACAACAUAUGUGGUCUGAUAUAACA